Molecule: messenger RNA, 556 nt
Organism: Panicum virgatum (switchgrass)
Lineage: Eukaryota; Viridiplantae; Streptophyta; Magnoliopsida; Poales; Poaceae
Product: CRIB domain-containing protein RIC10
Exons: 4
Coding region: 1-492 (163 amino acids)
Source: RefSeq, a predicted model, not a curated record
AUGGCGUACAAAAUGAAAGGCGUAUUCAAGGGCCUCAAGGUCAUCUCUCAGAUCUUCGUGGUCAAGGAGCAUCAGAUGGAGAUCGGUCAUCCGACUGAUGUGAAGCAUGUUGCGCACAUAGGUUGGGACAGCCCAACAGGGAGUGCAGCUUCUCCUAGCUGGAUGAACGACAUGAAGGGGUCACCGGACUUCUCAUCGCUGAGCAGUAUUGGACCAUCCGCACGAACCUCCUGGGCUUCUCAAGAUUUUGAGGAGCCUCGUGAUAUAUCACCCUUUGGCAUUUUCGCGGAAAAUACCGGUCAAGAAGCAACCCCAUACCCUGACAUACCAAAUCCACCCAGGAAGUCAAGGAAGAAAUCCAUGACUGGUUCUCCGAGGGCAUCCGCGAGAUCGUCAAGAUCAUCAAGAUCAAGGUCCAAGAGCUCAUUUUCAUCUACCACCGCUAACACUGUUGGUGCCAAUGACAGACAAGCUGAAAUCCAAACUGUGUAGACCAUUUUGUUCAGAUGAGCUUUGGCGAAGGUAAAAUAGGGUGUCGAGGGUUCAGACUUCUGAG